Messenger RNA from Penicillium alfredii, 1590 nucleotides. RefSeq lists its product as uncharacterized. The transcript has a single exon. The coding region runs from base 1 to 1590 and encodes 529 amino acids. The record is from RefSeq and is a predicted model, not a curated record. Lineage: Eukaryota; Fungi; Ascomycota; Eurotiomycetes; Eurotiales; Aspergillaceae.
AUGCGGCCCCCACUCACGCUGCUCCCAGUGGGCACUCUACUCAGCGUUGCCGCCGGGUUAGCAGUGUCUCCAAGCGAUGCCAGCGCACCUCUCCGCAAUGCAAACCACAUAUUCAAUACGAUCCAUGAUUCCAUGCGCCAGUGGGGCUCGUCUGUCCACCACAACGGCGUAUCCUUCUUUCUGGCGAGCGUGCCCGCCGGCACGCACUUCUACCACGGGACCUCGGAAUCAAGCUUCGUGAAUGGGACCGAGUGGCUAGCCUUCGAGCCCGAACAUGCCAUGGUCUUUGCCCAGAAUAUGCGCGGGACUCCGCCGCACCCGCUACCACACCCGGGUAAUGGACACAAGAAGCUCCUUCAACAGCACGAGGAGCUGCGUCGGCGGGGAGACGAGGAGGCGGAUAGUGGCCAUGUCGAUGUCCCGUCGGAAAGCACUAAUCCGGCCGUCCAUGGCUAUCUCCAUACCUACUCGACACUGAAGGAUCUGCGGCUCUUGUAUGUGGAUGGGAUGUCUGCCGCCAAGUCCGACAGAGGCCCGCUCGACUCCCAGGACGUGAUUCUGUUCAACGACACGAUUGGCGAGGGUGGCGGAUGGCCGGAGCGAGAGCGUGCGGAGAAGAUCUGCAAGAUGGCGCAGGAGGCAUGGGCAGGCCGCAUUGACGGUAUCAUCCGGAUGGAGGCCGGGUUUGAGAUCAUUCUGUGCGCAUUUGAGCGCAGCCUAACACUCGAACGCGUGACCGUGGUAAAACCAGAAAAUGGUCCCAAGGAAGACGAUAUUGCAACCAAAAUGCCCCAGGUUGCAGUCUUCGACCCCGAGGACGAGGCCGACAGCGGGAAAAAAGGAAAGGGGCCUCGUCGUCCCAAGCCCGAUGCGCUGCGCUGGCUGCGCGCCAUCGCCGCGCGAUACGAUGGAGUCGGCGGCAACCGGGUCUCUGUGAACUACGACAAUUUCGUGACGGCUUUUUCACAAGACCUUGACUUAUUCCCUCUGGGCCCCCUGCCUCGACUAACCCACGUUGAUGAAUCCCAGGUGGCAGCCAUGCAAAACGAACUCUCGUCUCUUAUCAUGACCCACGACGCUCUCAAACCCACAUGGAACUGGCAGGAAACCGCCGACAUGGUUGUCACGCGGUACAGCGACGAGCUGGCGUAUUUUGCCUCGGGAAAGAUAUCUACCUUCGAGACCCUUCACACCGAGCUUGAGCGGGUGCUGUCUCCGUUCAUUGACUACAAUCUGCGGAACUCUUCCCUCGAAGCCGAGCGUUGCGCUACGCAGUUCUUGCCCGAGUCUCACGACGCCCAGAGUCUUGCGGCGCGUGCUGUCUACGGCGUCACGCACCGGAUUUGCUCGACACUUCUCGACGCAUGGACCGAGCCCGCGCUCAAAUCGGCGACGCAGAAGAUCCAGGAUUUGAUCACGUACCUGGGGUGGGCAUCGUGGAAGAGGUGCCGCGGCUGCGACCCGAAUGAGAUCUGCGUUGUGCCGAUUUGGCCGAUGGGCACGGUGCAGGACUAUGAAAAUCCUCGGUGCAAGGAUUUAUACAAGGCGUAUGAGCCAGGAGACAAUUACUGGGAAGGAUUGCAUGGGUAG